Messenger RNA from Helobdella robusta, 2429 nucleotides. RefSeq lists its product as hypothetical. Gene Ontology annotation, cellular component: nucleus; cytoplasm. The transcript is spliced from 5 exons. The record is from RefSeq and is a predicted model, not a curated record. Gene Ontology annotation, biological process: intracellular signal transduction. Lineage: Eukaryota; Metazoa; Annelida; Clitellata; Rhynchobdellida; Glossiphoniidae. The coding region runs from base 1 to 1878 and encodes 625 amino acids. Gene Ontology annotation, molecular function: protein binding.
AUGUUCAUGAAUUUGGCUGCAACUAAAAAGUGGAGAAAUUUCAUAUUUGCAAAAAUUCACACAUUGCAUAGUGUCUCAAAGAAUGUUCAAUCAGAUGUUGUGGAGCUGUUGAAGCAAGUUUUGCAGUGGACGCCUCACUACAAACCAGGAUUGAACACUGCUCUAAUUCAGGCUGCAAAAGUUGGAUCUCUGGGAUGUGUCAGGAUACUUUUUUCAGCUGGUGCGGAGAUUGACACAGAGGAUGACAAUGGAGACACUCCAUUUGUUCAUGCAUUUCGCUGUCGACAUGUUGCUAUCAUGGAAUAUCUCAGAGACAAUGGCUGCAACACGGAAAUUGCAAAGAUGAGUCUUGCUCUCGGUACAAAGGACAUCCCGUUCAUUAAGUUGUGUUAUUCUUUAGAUAUUCCUGUAGAGAAUGAGGAUUGGGACACUGUUGAUCCCGCUGAAGUUCGAAUUUUGAUGAAUGAACUUCAUCUGGACCCCUUCCAAGGUCAAUAUGGUCGGCACGGAUUUGACGACUCACCAUUCAUGUAUGUAGUGCAAGAAGGCAAGCCAGAAAUAGUUAAAGCCAUGGUGCUUGAUAAUCCAAACCGGUGUAAAUAUUCUGAAGAGGAGUGGAAUUCAUUUCUAAAUUUGGCACUCUUUAGAGCAAUAAGAAAUAGGCGUCUUGAUAAUGUUCAGAUUUUAAUAUCAGAGUUGAAAGCUCAGCUAGAAACAAGAGACAACCAAGGGAGGACACCAUUCUUGGUGGCCUGUGGUCAUGAUGAAUCUAUUUCAACGUUCUUGUUGGAGAUGAAGGCUGACGUUAAUGUUGUUGAUUACGAGGGACUAACAUCGUUGCACUGGGCUUCAUGUUCCGGUCAAAAAAGAACCUGUGCAUCUCUACUGAAACUUGGAUUAGAUCCAAACUGUCGAGCAAAUCUGGGGGCCACUCCACUUAUGGUUGCAUGUUCAAAUAGAAAAACUGAAAUAGUUGAGUUAUUUUUGAAUCCUAUCAAUAACCAUUUAUUAGGCAGCUACCAAAGUUUAGAGAAUAUAAUCUCAGCAAACCCUGAUGUUCGAACACCUGAAGGAUGGACCGCCCUCCAUGUAGCGGUUAGAGCAUGUGCACCAUCUGCAAUUUUAAGAUCGCUGCUGAGGCACGGAGCAAAUCCGGAUGUAACGUCAUCUACACUGACCCACAACGGAGAUCCGGUUCCUGCCUCCACUCCUCUACUCAUUGCCAUUGCUCUCAAUAGCUUGCGUAUGGUGCAGUUGUUGUUGAAUGUUAAUUGUGAUAUAGACAUGCCUGGAUUGGUGCAUCUGGAUGGCGUGUGGGGAAUCAAAAACUUCGGCGACUGUCUGAACAGUGGAAGUAGUACUGGCGGUAUUUUAUCGUCUUCGUCACCUCCAUCAUUUUCCAUGAGUUCUAGCGAGUCUGAAUCGGAAGAUUCAAAGAAAUAUCGAACCUGUGUUCCAAUUCAUUUUGCUGUGGCAUCAAGGGCAUGGGACAUAGCCACCAUUCUGAUUAGAGCUGGUUGUAAAAUGGACUCAAUUGCAUCCUGGAUUGAAACUUCACCCAGAAAGGUCUGUCAGAAAACUCUUCCGUCGGCGGCCACGACAUCAACUGUGGUCACCGUCAUUCCUUCAUCGGCUUCCACUUUGGGUCUGCACCAGUUGCCAGAAGAUCGUUUGAAGCAGUUGCGACAGUUGGUGUGGGAGGCCACGUCUGCUCCUUGGAAACUAAAAUGGUUGUGCAGGUCUGUUAUUAGGCGGCAUUUUGGUAAAUGUGAUUUGAUGGAGAAGGUGGAAAGAAUUGAAAUAUUACCUCACAGUGUCAAACAAUAUCUUCUUUAUUAUGAUCUUUUCAAAUCUGUUUCUAAUUCUUUUGAUGUUUGAUGGUUUGAUAUUUGUAUUAUAUUAAUUCAAACUCACUAAAUAAUGUAGUUUGGUGGAAACCAUGGCAUAAUGACAUUUUUGUCGUUGCAUGUCUUGAAGUACACUGGAAUGUCUUUUUGAUUUUCAUUAACUCAAACGAUCCAUACAAAUUUUUGGCUGUUGUAAAGGAUUUUAAUAAUUUUAUUUUAAAUCUAGACAUUUUCUUACACUUUUUCCAGUUUUUCUGUUUUCUUUUUUUAUUUCUUUUUUAAUGUUCAUGUUGCAUGAUCUCGCCAAACAAAUAUUUAAGUAUUUAAGACUAAGUAUUUUUUCCUCCUAUGUUUAUUUGUGCCAUAUCAUUUUUGGAUCAAUAUCUGAACUGGGUCAUUUUUUUCAGAAGUUUUGGUAUGGCAUUACUAUCAAACGUUACCCUAUCCAGUAAAUUUUUUAUUUUUCAUGGGAAAUGUAUGAAAAAAUUGUUCAGUUUUUCCCAUCAGGAGCUUUAUUACUUUUUCUCAUUGAACCCAACUGGUUAUUUGCACGAGAUUUUGUUCUGUAUUUUGUGGGUUAAA